Molecule: messenger RNA, 2152 nt
Organism: Bolinopsis microptera
Lineage: Eukaryota; Metazoa; Ctenophora; Tentaculata; Lobata; Bolinopsidae
Product: CSC1-like protein 1
Exons: 15
Coding region: 61-1743 (560 amino acids)
Cellular component (GO): plasma membrane
Molecular function (GO): calcium-activated cation channel activity
Source: RefSeq, a predicted model, not a curated record
GAGUGGUUGUGGGCGCCAACACUCGCAGCUCCUAUCAUACUGAUAAUUGCAGUCCUAAUCAUGGAGAACUUCAGAACUAAACUUGCUAUUGAAGCCCCUAUGGAGGUAGAUCACGCGGUGAUUAUUCAAGGGACCAUGCGGGAUAAAGCUGAUCUUAUGGUAUAUUUACGUGAUCUAGAUCUGGCAGACGAUGUUAUCGAGAUACAAUAUGUAUACGACGUGGAACAAGCUUACAAACUUCUCCAAGACAUGAGAAGAGCUGGGAGAAUGGAGCUACGUUACAAAGAUCUGGCAGCUGAAGGAAGGACUAAAGAAACUGUUUCUCAUGAUGGCUGUCUUUGUUGUCUUGUCAUUGAGGAACCAGCACUACAAUACUGGACUCAAGAGAAGUUGGAGCUGAAUCAGAGGUUUAUUGAAGAACUGGGACGGGUAACACGUGUUCCUAAGGUCUUCAUUGUGUGGAGUGAACGUGUUGAUGUACAGAGAAUGCUGAACACGCACAAACUAACAGAAGUUUGUAGAAGUCCCCAUCGCACCAGUCUGAGUUGGAACAUUGCCAAGGCUCCUGUUCAUUACGACAUAAACUGGGAGAAUUACGCUGAAUCAAAUCCAAAAUGGUGGUUCCGAGCAAUACUCAUUAAUAUAGUUGUUUUGAUACUGUUAUUUUUCUUCACAACGCCCAUUAUCGUCUUUCUCUUCUUGUACGAGACUUUCUUCGAAGACGAUGUCGAUAUAAUAGAGGUUGGAAACACAUUUUGGACUGAGUUUGGUACUAUCUUAAUCUUACUGGCUAUUGAACAAAUUCUGCCACAGUUAGUCAAUCUGUCUUGCUCGCUUGAGAGACAUCGAACGAAAACAAACAGGAAUUACUGGUGUAUCUGGAAGGUGUUCAUCUACCUGGUGCUAUCAGAGUUAUUCAUGCCGGCGUUUGGUUACACGAGUUUGGCAGCGCUGCUUCGAGGCUAUUUCAGCACUGAUGAUCUUCUUUCGAACUGGUCGUGUGUUUUCUCUGCCUACAGAAUUGCAUUCAUGUGUAAAAUCCUUCUAUCAGCUGCGCUUAUUGGACGAGCUUUCGAACUGUUCAAUCCUUGGGGGGUAGCAUCAUACAUUUAUUAUUACCUGGAGCAUAAAACGUCACGAGAAUACCGGGAGAUAUUCGUCCGAAUGAGAGAUAGAUUCAACAUCGGGUACAACUACGCCAAGUUGAUGGCGUACAGUGCUAUCUUCAUUUCAUUUGGAGUAAUUUGUCCGCUGAUAACGCUGAUUGGGUUAGCAUUUGUCUUCAUCAAGUACUCUGUAGACAAAUACCUUAUGAUCUACUUCCACCGACCCUGCUCUUCUUAUGGGAUAUCUUGUCAUGUGGCGGCUACCACUUAUGUGGUCUUCUCCUGCUGCUUAUUACAGAUUUUCAUGCUAGUUUAUGACGCUAUCUACAUUGGAUUUUCCAGUCCGAAGACACUAUUUGCUCUUAUCAUGGUUGUUUUCAUUAUUACAAUCUACUACUACGACUGCUGGACGCGUUUUGUCAGGUGGCUAUUCCCUGAAAGGCCAUACAGUGAUUUUCUUGAGCGAGAAGUAAAAGCUAGUGAGCUAGCCGGCAUUUACUUACCUCCUUUCCUACAACAAUCUUCCCAAAAUAGUACGAAGUUAAAGUCGAUGGCUGUACCAGUUCAACGGCGACCUGAAAAGGAAAGCUUUGUAACUGCAGAUUCUCCGGGUGUUAAUGAUUACGGCAGUGUCUGAUCACAGUUAAUUGCUGAAAGAAAUUAGAAAUGGACCAUUUUAAUAAUGAGAGGCUGGACCUAGAUGGCCCAUGAAAGGAUUGCAUGAGGAUACUCUGCCUGAGAUGAUGGAGGUUCCUGUGUCCUGGAAUUUGAUCAAAAUUUGAUCCAUUGUGAUCCACUGCCUGACACCCACAUUGGUUGUCACUUAUAGCAAAUACCCAGCUGCACAAGCGAUCUGCCACAGGAUGCUCCCCGAACUGCGCACGCUUCACAGCCAAGGACUGGAAGUGGGCCUACCCCCUAUAAUGCCUAAAGAACGAUACUACUAGUACUACUAGAAGUAGAUUGAAUGAUUUUAUUUUUUGUGAUCAACAUACUUAAUAUUUUAAAGAAUAUAGUUAAUAUUGUUACUGUUAGUAGUAGUAUUU